Kluyveromyces marxianus DMKU3-1042 is the source of this 2388-nucleotide messenger RNA. It is a transcript of the gene UPC2, whose product is annotated as Upc2p. Gene Ontology annotation, biological process: regulation of transcription by RNA polymerase II. The record is from RefSeq and is a predicted model, not a curated record. Bases 1 to 2388 code for a protein of 795 amino acids. The transcript has a single exon. NCBI's taxonomy places the organism in Eukaryota, Fungi, Ascomycota, Saccharomycetes, Saccharomycetales, Saccharomycetaceae. Gene Ontology annotation, molecular function: DNA-binding transcription activator activity, RNA polymerase II-specific; zinc ion binding.
AUGAGUACAGAAAGAAUGCAAUCUUCAGACGAGGAAAAGAGCAGGCGUGGCAGAAAGAAGUCCUCUGCGAAGGUCGAAUUGAUAGAAAUAGACGGAAAGACCGUAUCGAAGACGGCUACUGGUAAACGUAAGUUCCACAAGAAAUCCAAGAAUGGCUGUGCCCAUUGUAAGAGAAGAAGAGUCAAGUGUGAUGAAACUCGGCCACAUUGCUUGAAUUGUAAAAAGAUGAAUUUAGACUGUGUUUAUACACCUGUUCAACCAAGAUCCAGGAAGAAUUCUACUACAACUGUAACGAAAGCCAGUGCAAAAGUAGAAAAACCAACUGUUGCUUCUUCACCUGCAGAUGCAUUAUCCAUGAAUCAGGUGGACAUUUUAGUGAAUACUAUGAAAGCUGAGGCCCAACUCCAUCAGAAUCAACAAGAACAAGAGCAGCAAGUUCCACAACAGCCUCAGCUGCAACCACAUCCUCUAAAGCGACAGGUACAACAUGAGAACAUUGCAGCAAAGAACAGUUCUGCUGCUAUGUCAGGUCUACCUAAACAAGGCAGUACAGGAGCUGCUGGAGUUACAGCACCUGUGGGAACUCCUGGCGCAGCAGGCUCAACAGCCACCCCAGAAAAUGUACACCUGCCGCCAUUAGCCCAGAAUCCCCAUUUUUUGCAACAUCUACAACAACAGAUACAGCAGCAGCCUUACCUACUUCCACAGUUGAUGACACUCACGAAUUCGGAGAAAUUCGCUGCACAGUUUGAGGUACCGAAUAGUCCUUCAACGGGUACCUUACAAAGCCAACCUAUGAACAUUUCGAAUAGUAUCGCAUCAUUAUUAGCAGGCUCGAAAAUUCCUUCAAAUUUGUCAUCAAACCCGUUAGCUCUAUUCCAACAACUCACCCAAUCACCACAAAGACCUAAUGCUAAGAUGAACAAUGCUGGUAAUCCAUUAAGUAACUUAGGUGGUUUCAACCUUAAACAAUUAGGAACCUUCCCAACCGCAGGAAUUGGUGGUGUUACAUACGACUUCCAAGAGCUGCUGGGUCUUAAAUCUGCACCAAACUCUGCGACAAACGACUCAACCACAGCUACUGUAGGUACGGAUCCUUCUAAACAAGAUACAGCGGUUGAAGUAUUGGCUGGACUACAAAUGAAACAAGAAAAAUCCACCAAUUCUUUGGUGCACAACAGCCUGGAUCUAAACACGCGAAACCUACCAAAUAAUCCAACAAUAUCGCCUGCUGCUCCAAUGUCACCUUUGAAUAAGUUGAAUGAUGGCCAAACUAGUUUGAACUCUGCAACGAAAUCAGUAUCAGAGAAUGGCACCAGCAUCGCUAAUGGUGUUGCUACAGAUAUGUCCAAGAUAGAUACACAAGAUUCAGAGUCUACAAACGGUACAACAUCAUCACGUAUUGGAUCGAUUGCCAAUAUGAUUGAGUUUUCAACGCAGACGAAUUUAAACUUGGUGGAUUUGAAGUUAUUCCAUCACUACUGUACCAAGGUAUGGCCAACUAUCAGCGCUGCUGGUAUUAGUGAGAAGAAGAUUUGGGCCGAGGAUGUGCCUGAGAUAGCGUUCGAAUAUCCCUUUUUAAUGCAUUCCUUACUGGCUUUUAGUGCAACACAUCUCUCGCGGACAGAAUCUGGCUUAGAAAGAUAUGUAACACAACACAGACUGGAGGCUUUGAGACUUCUACGAGAAGCCGUACUAGAGAUCAAUGAGGCAAACACUGAUGCUCUUGUUGCCAGUGCUAUCAUUCUCAUAAUGGAUUCAUUGGCAAACGCAGCUACUCCGGUAGCGAGCGGUGUUAACAGUCCAAUAAGCGCCGGAUCGCUAUCUGCUAGUGCUUGGAUCUUCCACGUUAAAGGUGCAGCAACUAUUCUUACUGCAGUAUGGCCACUUACGGAAAAGUCGCGCUUCUACAACCUAAUUAAUGUCGAUUUAAGUGACAUGGGCGACAUUAUCAACCAGGAAAACGGAUCCAUCACGGAAUUGGUGUGUUUCGACGAGAGUAUCGCAGACCUUUAUCCGGUCGAGAUUAACUCCCCUUACUUGAUUACACUUGCCUACCUAGAUAAACUAAACAAAGAAAAGGGCCAACCUGGCUUCAUUUUACGUGUUUUCGCAUUCCCUGCGUUACUUGACAAGACUUUCCUUGCACUCUUAAUGACAGGUGAUUUGGGUGCAAUGAGAAUCAUGCGGAGUUAUUACCAACUACUAAGAGGUUUCGCAAGCGAAAUGAAGGACCAAGUGUGGUUCUUGGAAGGAAUUACUCAAGUGCUUCCCCAGGAUGUCGAUGAAUAUAGCGGUGGUGGUGGUAUGCACAUGAUGUUAGAUUUCCUCGGUGGUGGGUUACCCUCCAUGACUACCACAAACUUGUCGGAUUUUGGAAUUUUCUAG